CACCUGAUAUUAAGGGACCACCAGCCGGAGCCCUAAAACCUUUUCUUCUAAUUGAGAAAAGCCCUGGUACCCCCAUGCUUGAGAGGUUCAUUGUUCAAAUGUAAGUGAUUAAUACAGCCCAGAAUGCACAGUUUUUUACCCCUAGACCUCAGUUCACUGAGAGAUAUCCCAGCAGCCAAUGUGGCCACUUCUAGAAAGACACAUUCAGGGCUAAUUUUAUGGGGACAGCUGUGUCUCCUGCAUGUUCUGUUUGUUGUUUUAUUGUACCAGCUGUUUUAGAGCACAGAGCAAUGCAGCGGAUACAGACAGACAGUGUGCAGAUGGCACAUCUCUAUCCCCAUGGUGAUAACAACUCAGACUAUAUGGUUGUUUGAGGAAUUUAUUUGCUUUGUCUACACUGUGCAACUACUCCUUGAGACCCCCCCCCCUCCAGCUCUAUAUAUGACCUGCCUCCCUUGAUUCUCCUCCUAAUCUGGGGCAAUACAUUUGGCCUCAAACAUUUCCCUGCCCAUCACAGACUCCAAACUCACCCCUUUAUCUUUUUCUCACUGCUCCCAUCGCCCAUCAUGAAAAGUUCUUAUAUCCCGGCAGGCCCGUCUAAACCUAUAUGUGCAUAUAUGUGAGGGUAUGUGAGAGUAUGUGUAUCUGGGUGUAUGUAUGAGUAUGUGUGUAGGUGUGUGUAAAUAUGUUUGUGUAUAUAUGUGUUUGGAUGCAGGGCAGCUCUCAUGGGGUACAGGGGGUACAAAUGUAGGGAGCACUUGAAAACCUUUAUUUAGUAUGGAACAGAGGUCUCUACAUACUACUUCUAACUGCAGCCAUAUAUGUGGGUAUAUGUGUUUAUAUGUAUAUGUAUUACACACAGGGCUGCCAUCAGAAAUCAUGGGACUCUGUACAAGAAAAUGAUCUGCCCCCUCCUUUUGCAUUGCCUUGCAGUAGAACACAUGAAAAAGCCACCAUAGGGGAACCCAUGAGCAAACACUAGUCAUAAGAACCCUAACGGCAAUACAAGUGGGAGAGAGGUAGACACUAAUUGCCACCCAGCCAACCAGCAACCAACCCCCCAAAAUGGGCUCCCUGGUUAAUGUGAGUAUAUUGUAGGUAGCUCCUGGUCACCAAUGUGGCAGCAGAAGAUGUUUCUACUGAUGGGACACUAACCCAUUUAUCUCCCCCUAGCCACACAUGUGCCAUUCUGUCCCUACCCCCCAUACUGCCCAACCCUGUCCUUACUCACACAAGUCACUCUCCAUCUAACCAGUAAAUCUGUUAUUCUCACUUAAACCCCAUAUGCCAUUCUCUCCAGUUUGCUCUUCUCUAAUUUGUGUGCCUCAUUUCCCCCUCCUUACUUGCAUUUACAUUGACAAAAGGCCCCAUGCCAUCUUUCAAAUGUACAGCAAUCUGUCGGGCUUGUUUCUCUUUUAAGUCCUGCUAAAGCCAUGUCGGGAUUGGAUAGACUUGGAUUGGAUAGGGGGAAGUUUAAACUUCAAUCCUCCAGCCUAUCCGGUCCCCAUUCAGUUCUAUCGGGAUUACUAUGAAUAAAUGAGCUGGACACAGAGCUGUGCAGAGGAAAUAACAUGUAGGAACUGCAACUACCACCAGUCUCCUUCCACCAGCAAGCAGAUCACUGAGAGCAGAAUGGUACCAGCUAAUUCAAGUCAGACAGCUUUGCACAUUGCUGUGAUGCGCCAGAAUAUGGUGAUUGUUCAAGAUCUCAUUGCCAAAGGAGCUGAUGUGUCUACACCACAGGCUGUUGGGUCUUUCUUCCAGCUGAACCCCUCCAACACAUUCUACUAUGGGGAACACAUUCUCUCUUUUGCAGCCAGUGUCGGGAAUGCAGAUCUUGUCCGCCUAUUAUUACAACAUGGAGCAGAUCUGGAGGCCAGAGAUUCCCGUGGUAAUACAAUCCUACAUAUCCUGGCCCUUCAGCCAAACAAGAUGUCUGCCUGUCAGAUGUACGACCUUAUCCUGUCCAAUCACCAGGAGAAGGAGGGUCCAGGGCUAGAGGAGACAUGUAACAAUGAUGGCUUCACCCCUCUCAAAAUGGCUGCCAUGGAGGGCAAUACUGUGCUGUUCCAGCACUUGGUGCAGAAGAGAAGACAUGUACAUUGGACCUUUGGCCCCGUCACCUGUUACCUUUAUGACCUGAAAGAGAUUGACACGUGGGAGGACCCCCAGUCUGUGCUGGAUCUGGUGGUGUCAGGGAAAAAAAAAGAGGCACGACGGAUCCUUGAUAUUUCACCGGUUAAAGAACUGGUUAACAGAAAGUGGCAGCGAUUUGGUCGACCAUAUUUCUGGCUUCUGGCUGUGGUCUAUGUCCUGUACAUGACGUGUGUCUCACUGUGUUGUGUCAACCGACCUUUGAAGCCAAGACCUGAUAAUGCAACCAACCCCCGAGACAUCACUUUACUUGUACAGAAAUCCCUGCAGGAAGCCUACAAUACCUAUGAUGACCAUGUCCGCUUGGCCGGAGAGAUGAUCAGUGUUUCAGGGGCAAUAAUCAUUUUGCUGAUAAAGGUGCGGGAUCUGCUGCAAAUAAGGAGUGUGAGGGCCCUGACCCAGGCUGUCCAUGGGGGACCAUUCACCAUAAUUAUUGUUUUGUUCCCUUGCCUGGUGCUGGUGACCUUCAUUCUGCGUCUCACUAACACGGAUGGAGAAGUGAUUCCCAUGUCGAUGGCGCUUGUCCUUGGCUGGUGCUAUGUCAUGUACUUUACACGAGGAUUCCAGAUGCUCGGACCUUUCACCAUCAUGAUCCAUAAAAUGAUCUUUGGGGACCUCUUGCGGUUCUGCUGGUUGAUGGUUGUGGUGAUCUUUGGAUUUGCUACAGCUUUUUACAUCAUUUUCCAGACAGAGGAUCCAUCACAGCUUGGACAUUUUUACAAUUAUUUUAUGUCCCUGUUCAGUACCUUCGAACUGUUCCUGAAUGUUAUCAACUCUCCCACAAACUAUGAUGUAGAUCUUCCUCUCAUCUUCUUUUUUGUUUACUUCAUCUUCACAAUCAUUGCAAACCUUCUUAUGUUGAACCUGCUGAUUGCCAUGAUGGGGGACACUCACUGGAGAGUUGCUCAGGAAAGGGAUGAUCUGUGGAGAGCUCAGGUCGCAGCUACCACUGUGAUGCUUGAGAGAAAACUUCCCCUGUGUCUUUGGCCUCGAUCUGGUGUCUGUGGAACAGAGUAUGGACUUAGGAAUCACUGGUAUCUCCGUGUUAUUUGUAGAAAGGAUCUCAGUCAGCAAAAGAUACAGCGUUAUAUCAAGGCUUUCCAAGGGCCAGAAGGAGACAAUGAGGAGAAGCAGAGACAGAAGCCAGAAAAGUCAAGUGAACAAAGUACAUUUGAAAUAGACAUAAGAUGCCGACAGACAGACAACUCUGCAGAGCAAAGUCUUGAAGAUAAAUCAGAAACAAAGCUAUCUAGCAACAAAACAGAAGGGACUUGUCUGAGGCUUCCAGAAAUUGAAAUUACAGAGUGUUUUGGACCUUCUCAUACACAAAGCAGACUGACAAAGGAAGAUACAAAUUCUGGGCUAAAUAAGCCUCAAAUGGAAAGCCUUGAGCUUCCUCAGAUAUGUAUAUCAGCAGAAAGGGCAGACCUAGCAUCUUUAGAAAAAGUACAAUACACACAAAGGCCCAUGAGUGGGCGUGGUUGGCAGAUUCUGAGGUCAGUUACCAUAGAGCAGCUGCGUGGAAUCUUAUUACAGAGUGGUGCAGAAGAAGCAGAAGAGGAGGUCCAUCACGUUUGAUAUGUGUUGCCAUAACUUCACUGUACAUUGAUGCUCAACUCUGCCCAACUGAACAAAUGUUUAAUGAUCAAAGCACAGGUUUCCUGAAAAGCCAAAAGAUGUUAUUGUCCCUUAGUAAAGACUAAACUAACCUGGGUGCAAGAGACUUCCAGGGACCUUCUACCUUGUUGCUUGUUAGCACUAAGGAAAAUAAAUUUAGAUUUGGUUGGUGCUAAACAUUGCUAGAAGAUAUUAUCUGGAUAUUCACUGCCAUUGUCACUGUAUUGUAUAUUAAAAAUACAUGUUUUUUUAAAUUACUGAAACUGUGAACUGGCUAGGCUUAAAUUAACUUUAAAAUAAUAAACAUGUUGAAAAAAAAAAGGUAAAAACUAUUAGACGUGCCCAAAAGCUACAUUGUGAUAUUGAGUAAAUAGCCAUUAGAUGAGAGCAGCAAAUAUGGGAUUUUUCCCAUUAUUCAAAUGUGUAAACUGAUAGGUGCUCAUUUAAUGACAAUACUGUUUCCAGUGUAAUGCAAUAACUUUAUAUCUUUCGUGGCAAUGUAAUAAAAAUCACAAAGUUUAAACCAGG
This is a messenger RNA of Xenopus laevis (African clawed frog), 4299 nucleotides long. It is a transcript of the gene trpv5.L, whose product is annotated as transient receptor potential cation channel, subfamily V, member 5 L homeolog. Bases 1537 to 3732 code for a protein of 731 amino acids. The transcript has 13 exons. Gene Ontology annotation, molecular function: monoatomic ion channel activity; calcium channel activity. Gene Ontology annotation, cellular component: plasma membrane; membrane. Gene Ontology annotation, biological process: monoatomic ion transport; transmembrane transport; calcium ion transport. Lineage: Eukaryota; Metazoa; Chordata; Amphibia; Anura; Pipidae. The record is from RefSeq and is a predicted model, not a curated record.